UUUACUCUAACAGAACCUGCAUUUAUCUGCCCCUUUAAAGAUAAACAAAUCAAAGCCAAUGUCUAUGAUACAGUCUCUAUUCGUUUCAAAGUGUUGGCUUAUCCAGAGAUUACUUCAGUGAUUGUAACAAAGUCUACUACGAAUAAUACGAGUCUAGACAACGAAGAUGUUAAUUGGAGAGUUGCGUCUACACAAUUAACUGAAGUACUCUGGUUUAUAGAACUUUUUAAAUGCAUAAUUCAAGAGGAAGACUUCGGCAACUACUCUGUAAGUGUCACGUCUAAUCAGAAAACGUCAUCAGAUGAAAUAAUUGCUAUUAUUCUAAAAGAUCCUUCACGAUUGAUAAUGAUCCCAGAAAAUUACUGUACCAAUGAUACAUCAACAAUUGUCUACAGACUAGUCAAAUCAGGGCUGCCUCUUUUAGUUCCCAGUAACAUGUCCAAACCAUACAGUACUGAGAUUGUACCAAACAAGUUGGCCAGUGAAUACCUAAUCAAAGUGUAUCUUCAAAAUUGUGCACAGUUUCUGGGAAAACAAGAAACAUUUACAUUACUGGCUGGACCAGAAGCAUUCCAUUUAACAUUCAGUACUAGACAAAAUGGUUACAGUUUACCGUUGUGUGUACCUUUAAACGAAGAGACAACGUUGUUAACAACCAUUGGAGAAGAUCUUAUGUUCACUAUGUGCUUGAUAUCAGACAGUAUAAUACAUGAAGACAAUGUAGGUUUGAACAAAAUGUUAAGACGUAAGUUCAACCCAUCUAAAUAUUCUGUGGACAUCAAGCAGGACAAAAAUGAACAUAACAUAACUUGGACAGUAAGAAAUAUAACCAGAGAUGACAUCAAGUUUUAUGUGUUUAGAAUAAGAGACAAUUUAAAAAGAACAGCGACAUUGAUUUUAAACUUAAAAUUAAAAGAAGGAGCAACAUAUUUUUGUGAUGACAGUAAACCUACAGUAAAACAGAUCUCAGACAAGACUCUAAAAGUUGGUCUUUGUAUUCGAUCUUACCCGGUACUGAGUCGAGAUAUUCUGAUCAAUGACGUAAAUUACAGAAUUAUGAUUCAUGACAUCGUGGAAGGAAUCACAAGAAACACCGGCGACGUGGCUGCUGUGUCUAGUGUCGACGAAAAAACGUUUUCCAAUUAUAUAACACUCGAGUUUCCAGAGACAUACAUUCUGAAGCCUGUGAACAUUACAGUCAGAUCUGUCAAAAAUGUAACUUUUUCCUUGGUCUUAAACCUGACCUUAAACAAUGAAAUAAAAACAACAGUGGGAAGUGUUAUAACAAGUAUCUCUCAAUAUGGAGAUAGAGGUAGGUAAUACUAUA
Biomphalaria glabrata is the source of this 1327-nucleotide messenger RNA. RefSeq lists its product as uncharacterized. Bases 346 to 1320 code for a protein of 324 amino acids. The transcript is spliced from 5 exons. Lineage: Eukaryota; Metazoa; Mollusca; Gastropoda; Planorbidae. The record is from RefSeq and is a predicted model, not a curated record.